AUCCCUGUAACUUGUUCUUUCUCUCUUCUUUUGUUUUUCCAUCUUAUGAGUAUAGUCUUUUGGCUUUGUUAAGCGUAAGAUUGCGAUUCCGUAAUCCCUAUAUUAUAGAGGAAUUAGAGUGAGUUAUUGCGAUGUAAGGAUGGAAUGAAUAUGUAUUUUGAACUAAUUUCAUUUUGAUUCACUUUAGUACUAAUAAGUGCAAGGAUUUGCAAUACGAUUUUAUACUUUUUUGUUUAGUUGGACUCGAACCCAGAAUACAUAGCCUUUGUUUAGAUAAAUUUGAAGCUAUGGUAAGUUCUAAGAAUUGAUUUUUAUUGGUCAAUUCCAGAAAACAAUUUUCAAGGUUCUAAUUGGUUUUGGUAAGGAUUAAAGUUGAUGUUUGAAUGUUAAACUUGCCAUUGUAUAUGAUUUCCCUUUUUGAAGAUUUAUUCAGCCUAGCCUUUAGAAGAAAAAGGACCGAGGAAAACCUUUCAAAUAUCAAUACCACAAAUGUCCAUUAAACGGUUCCACGUAAUCAAGGAUUGGAGGAUUGAAUGCGAUCCCAAAUAUGAGCAUUUGAAGAAGCUGGAGAAUGCUUCUGAGAAGUUGAAACUCUUCAAGGCUGAUUUACUGGAUUAUGAUUCUAUUUCUGAUGCAAUUCAAGGAUGUAAUGGAGUGUUUCAUGUUGCUAGUCCUGUGCCUUCCACUUCUGUGCCUAAUCCUCAGGUGCAGAUAAUGGAACCUGCAGUUAAGGGAACACUAAAUGUGCUCAAAGCGUCAUCAGAAGCUAAAGUAAAGCGUGUUGUCUAUGUAUCAUCUGUUGUUGCUGUUUCCAUGAAUCCUGAAUGGCCUGCUGGUCAAGUGAAGGAUGAAAAUUGCUGGUCUGAUGUGGAAUUUUGCAAAAGAACAAAUAAUUGGUACUGUGCUUCUAAAUCAGAAGCAGAAAUGAAAGCUUUUGAAUAUGCUAGGAGCAGUGGCCUUGACGUUGUAUCAGUUUGUCCCACCCUUGUUUUGGGUCCUAUGAUGCAAUCAACUGUCAACUCAAGCAGCAUGGUGCUCCUUAAGCUUCUAAAAGAAGGGUACGAAUCAAUAGAGAACAAGCUUCGCUUGAUAGUUGACGUGCGUGAUCUGGCUGCUGCCCUGCUUAUGGUCUAUGAAAAGCCUGAGGUUGAAGGAAGAUAUAUAUGCACAUCGCAUCAGAUUAGGGUGAGGGAAUUACUGGAUAAGCUGCAAAGCAUCUAUCCGAACUACAACUAUCCGAAAAACAUAAUUGAGAUUGCUGAUGGAGAUUGUGUCAGCUCAGAGAAACUACAAAAGCUCGGUUGGAGUUACAAACCACUGGAGGAAACACUAGUUGAUGCUGUCGAGAGCUAUAAAAGGUUGGGACUUCUAGAUUAGAGCUCUGCGUGCUCAUUGAGUUCGAUCGACAGCUAACGGAAGUGUUGGUUUUUUGUAUAUGAACAUAUAGCAACUCAAUCUUUCAUGCUUGAGUGAAGUCACUACUCACUACAAUUUGUGGUGUAUUUGAUCGGAGUACCUCAUCUUACUUUGAUUAUAUGUACUUAUAGAGGUUUUGAACUAAUGUGACAUCUUUGACUUUAUAAGUAAAUUUCUAGGUUGCAAUUUUCCCAAAUAAAUUUCUUGAAAUAGCAUUAA
Molecule: messenger RNA, 1635 nt
Organism: Amaranthus tricolor (Joseph's coat)
Lineage: Eukaryota; Viridiplantae; Streptophyta; Magnoliopsida; Caryophyllales; Amaranthaceae
Product: cinnamoyl-CoA reductase 1-like
Exons: 6
Coding region: 490-1377 (295 amino acids)
Molecular function (GO): oxidoreductase activity, acting on the CH-OH group of donors, NAD or NADP as acceptor
Source: RefSeq, a predicted model, not a curated record